Molecule: messenger RNA, 621 nt
Organism: Prorocentrum cordatum
Lineage: Eukaryota; Dinophyceae; Prorocentrales; Prorocentraceae
Source: the annotation of a GenBank genome assembly
CGGUGGCCCGGGGCAGCGGCCACCGCGGCGGCCUGCGCGCCCCUGGUGCUCGGAGCCGCAGCCGGCGCUCGGCGGCGCCGGUCGGGCGGCGGAGGGAGGCCCUCCGUGGCGGUCCGGGUGGCCACGGCGGGUGCUCCGUCGGCCCGCGCGGAGGAGACUGCCUUCUCCUGGCGGAGCUACGGGGCCGACUGGGAGGUGCACAAGUUCGGGGGGGCCUCCCUCAACGACGCGGCCCUGUACCGGACGUGCGGGGACCUCCUCGUCGCCCAGGCCUCCCGGGAGGCCGGCAGGUGGAUCCCCACGGCGGCGAUCGUGUCCGCCGCCGGCGGGAUGACGGACGCGCUGGUGUCGGUGAUCACCACGGCGGUGCACGACAGGGACGCCGCGGCCGCGCAGCUGCGGGCCGCCGUCGCGCGCCAGGUGGGCAUCACGCUGGAGCUGGUGCCGGGCAGGCCAGAGCUGACGGACCCAGUGGUGGCCAGCCUGGAGUCGGACGGUGAGAGCGUGGGCUCGCUGCUGGCCACCAUGGCGCUGAUGCGGGGAGUGCCUCCCCAGAUGCUGGAGAGCUGGUCGCUGGGCUCGGCGAGGUCUGGUCCGCGCAGACGCUCGCCGCGUACCUGA